AUGAGCGAUCGAGGAUAUUCACGAGAACGAGAUAGCGGUCGAUCUCGACGACGAUCACCUUCAAGUCGAUCACCCUCACCCAGAAGAUAUUCUCGUUCACCAUCAAAUCAUCGAUCAAAACGCAGUCCACCUGGUGAUCGUCGUCCACCACCAAAUGAAGUCCAUCGAGAGAAUCCAAUUCCAAGCCCUGUUCUCGGUGUAUUCGGCCUGUCACAAUACACAAAGGAGCGCGAUCUUAAAGAUCUUUUCCAUAAAUUUGGCCGCAUAAAAGAUGUUCAGAUUGUGAUUGAUAAAAAAACGAAUAAAUCCAGAGGAUUCGGUUUUGUCUAUUUCGAAGAAGUCGAAAGUGCUACACGAGCAAAAGAAGCUUUGAAUGCAGUCGAACUCGAUCAUCACCGUCUACGUAUUGAUUAUUCGGUAACGAAACGUGCACAUACACCAACACCUGGAAUUUAUAUGGGCGUCCGUACGAAUUCCUACCAUCGUUCUAAUGGACAUAGUUAUCGCCGCUCUCCAUCACCUGAUAGAAGAUCUUACCAUCGACGCCAUCAUCACCGCCGUCACGAUCAUUCAUCCAGAUCACGUUCUCGCAGUCGAUCAAGAUCUCGACGUGUUGAAAAAGUAUACGAGUGA
Molecule: messenger RNA, 633 nt
Organism: Adineta ricciae
Lineage: Eukaryota; Metazoa; Rotifera; Eurotatoria; Adinetida; Adinetidae
Source: the annotation of a GenBank genome assembly